Meloidogyne enterolobii is the source of this 558-nucleotide messenger RNA. Lineage: Eukaryota; Metazoa; Nematoda; Chromadorea; Rhabditida; Meloidogynidae. The record is from the annotation of a GenBank genome assembly.
AUGCGCCAGGUUUUACCUGAAUUAAUACCACUCAUCAAUGACGAGUCUGUGGACAUUGUUAAACGUGCACUCACAAUACUUAUAAGUGUUGCUAAAAAGGACAAAGAAUUUUGUACAUUACGUUCUCAAUUAGAUACUAGACCUUUAAUUGUCGAGAAGAGGCAAGUUACCCUUUAUGUCCUCAAAGCUUUAUAUUUUAUUUCUGAUAAUGAUCCUAGUGGGCGUGACUUAUUUGUUAAAACAUUAAAUGCCCAUGGAACUGAUUGCCUUGAGGAAUUGGUUCAUUGCAUUGGCAUCCAAGACCCUUCUUGCUAUAAAUUUGCCUUUCUUCUCCUACACAAUUUAAUGACUGAUAUUCGGAUUGGCCGGAAAGUUAUUGCUUACAUGUGUGAAAUGAGAAUAUUAACAAAAGUUUUGAGUUGGUUAUCUGACAAAAAUGAGAAAUUUUUAAGUAUUGUGACUGACAUAAUUUACAUGCUUUUAAAUAAAAAUACUGAACAAAUGGUGAGGAAUUUUGUAUUUUUUUGGAAUUACAAAAUUGACCUAAAACUAAAUUAA